AUGAAUGAAGACUUGAAUAACAACAAUAAUAUCAAAAUAGAUAAUAAUAUUCCCAUACCCCCACCCCUACAACUACCCCCAACAUCUCCACCAAGUUAUUAUUUGCCCAGUUCCCCAGCAGAAGUAUUUGUUGCUUAUUCUUUAGGGGAAAAUAAAACAAAUUUAAAAAUUAUUGAAAAGGAAAAACAACAAAAUAUUAUAAAUGAAUUGAAGCAAAUCAACGAAAAAGAAGAAAAUGAGCAAGACGACGAAGUUAUCGUUGUUGAAAGCCCACAGGAAGAACAAAAAUAUGCCUUGUUAAAAAGUCGAACAAGGCUGUACAGAACACUUGUUUGGCUACAAUUUUCAAUGACUGUGUUCACUUGUAUUUUUAUUAUGGCAAUAAUGGUGCUAGUUGCUUUAAUUUUGAUUGUGCUUCAAAGAACUAUAGAUAGGGCAGAUACUGGUAGAGAAAUGAAAAAAAAAUUAAAAAAAUUUAUUUUAGCAAUACGUGAUAAUCCAGUUAGUCAACUUUACACAAAAAUAAGAAGUGCUGUUGACAAAAUACAUAUGUGA
Molecule: messenger RNA, 555 nt
Organism: Meloidogyne enterolobii
Lineage: Eukaryota; Metazoa; Nematoda; Chromadorea; Rhabditida; Meloidogynidae
Source: the annotation of a GenBank genome assembly